Messenger RNA from Pieris macdunnoughi, 1245 nucleotides. Lineage: Eukaryota; Metazoa; Arthropoda; Insecta; Lepidoptera; Pieridae. The record is from the annotation of a GenBank genome assembly.
AUGGUUGAUCACAACGAAAAAAUAUUACAGGAAUUGCUUAAGAAACCCGGAAAUCAAGUGUGUGCAGAUUGUGGUGCCGAGGAUCCAGACUGGGCAUCAUACAACCUCGGUAUCUUCAUAUGCAUGCGAUGUGCCAGCAUACAUCGUGGUAUGGGCGCUCAUAUUAGUAAGGUCAAACACUUGGAACUGGACCGAUGGGAGGACUCACAAGUUCAUCGUAUGAAGGAAGUUGGUAAUGUUGCAGCAAGGAACAAGUAUGAGGAUCGGGUACCGCCCUGCUACAGACGACCCGCCAAGAGUGAUCCUCAGGUACUCAUAGAACAGUGGAUUCGUGCUAAAUACGAGCGAGAAGAAUUUUGUCACCCAGAGCGCCAAAGCUACCUCUCUGGCUCAAUGGAAGGUUUUCUGAUGAAGAGGGGAAAGGAAGACAGCAGAUAUCAACUACGGAAGUUUGUUCUAAAUGAAAACGAGGACACUUUAAAGUAUCAGCGCCCUACUGACGCUUGUUCUGGUGCAACGGGUUGUCUUGGCCGUUUAUUCAAUCGGCUACGACUCAAAAACUAUCGUUUGAGGUACCACGUAAAAGAAAACAAGGAACCCAAGGGAAUCCUAAAGUUGUCUGAACUAAAUGUUUCUUUCGCCCCAGCGAAGAUCGGUCACAUGAAUUCUAUGCAGCUCACAUUUAUGAAGGAAGGCUCAACUCGACACAUCUACGUGUAUCAUGAGGAUGCCGAAGUUAUUAAUUGCUGGUACACAGCCAUCCGAUGCGCUAAACUCCACCUUUUACAAGUGGCUUUUCCCUCAACACCACAAUCAGACCUGCUCCUACGUCUACCGAAAGACUUCGCUCGUGAAGGCUGGCUUUGGAAGACCGGACCCAGGACUUCAGAUGUCCAUAGAAGAAGAUGGUUCACGUUGGACAACAGGAAACUGAUGUACCACGACGAACCACUAGACGCCUACCCAAAGGGGGAGAUAUUUAUAGGUCACGAGUCAACUGGGUACCACAUCAAAGUAUCGAACACAGGCAACGGUUGUAAAGAAGCGAGGUUCCCCUUCUAUCUGGUGACUCCAGAGCGGACAUUCUGCCUUGCUGCAGCCACUCAUGAGGACCGAGCUGGCUGGUUAACGGUCAUCCAGCAUACGCUUAAACGGCCCCUCACACCUCAGGAUUCUACCAUUGAGGCAAUACUUGUAAGAAAAAGGACGACAUCGAACUCUAUCAGCAUAUUUUCAGGAAGGUAG